AUGUCGCAGCUCCCCCCCGCGGAGCGCCACCAGAUGGCAGCGACUUCCUCGGACACGGUGAGCCUCGACCUCAUCUUCGACCCGACUCCCAGGACCUGGCCGACCACUCCUUCCCCCACUGAUCCACGGAAGCGGGGGAGGGUGGGAGCCGGGCUGGACGAGGUCGGGACUGCGGAUGGGGCCGCGGCGGGCACGGUGGUGCUCGUCACCAAGGCGAGCUUCUGUGGCGGCAAAGUCGCGUUCGCCGUCGCCUUGGUCAUGAUCGGCGCCCUCACCGCCGUGAUUGGCGACAUGGCCACGCUCCUGGGCUGCGUGCUCGACAUCCCCGCUGAGAUUACGGCCGCCACGCUGGUGGCGCUUGGCACCAGUUUGCCGGACACGUUUGCCUCCCUGAUCGCCGCACAG
Prorocentrum cordatum is the source of this 405-nucleotide messenger RNA. The record is from the annotation of a GenBank genome assembly. Lineage: Eukaryota; Dinophyceae; Prorocentrales; Prorocentraceae.